This is a messenger RNA of Arctia plantaginis, 483 nucleotides long. NCBI's taxonomy places the organism in Eukaryota, Metazoa, Arthropoda, Insecta, Lepidoptera, Erebidae. The record is from the annotation of a GenBank genome assembly.
AUGAAGUUAAUAUUAUACUGGACUGCGGUAUUGUCAGUUUUCCUAUUUAGUUAUGAGGAAACUGAAGUCUCAUGCCAAGCAGUUCUCCCAUACUACGGAGGUGGUCUUUCCUACUCAGACAACGACGAUGAUGACAUAGGAAUCCUACUAACAAUAUUACUUUUAGCCUCAAGAAACCGAGGCAAUAACGGCUGCUGCAACUGCUGCAACUGCGGUACCAACAACAUCCCCAUACCAUACCCUAUACCCAUCCCAACGAAUAAUCCUAUCAUCACAAGGUAUAGCAGAGGCGGUAACGAUGAUGAUGAUGAUGACGAUGCCAAGACAGGAGGAGGAAAAGAUGAAAAGCAGCCAGAACAAGAAAUAACUAUAGUUACUGAUAAUCAAGAUAGCUCAGGCAGUUCAGCUGGGGCUGCAACUAACACAAAGAAUCUUAGCAAUAAUAGCGCAAGUAGCCAAAGUCUUGCACAAAGCAAGUCCUAA